Messenger RNA from Diorhabda sublineata, 1804 nucleotides. RefSeq names its product general transcriptional corepressor trfA-like. The transcript has 3 exons. The record is from RefSeq and is a predicted model, not a curated record. Bases 122 to 1384 code for a protein of 420 amino acids. Lineage: Eukaryota; Metazoa; Arthropoda; Insecta; Coleoptera; Chrysomelidae.
AAUGACAUUAGUGACAUCUACGUCAAUCGAUUUAAAUGUAAACGAUAACAGGAAUACGUUAAAAUUAUAAUAUUUAAAAAUAAUUUGGAUUUGCAAAUAAAUCAAUUUAUGAAAUACUGAUAUGCAGAAUACGGAAAAAAUUAAUUCAAAUAUAUUAAAUUUACAUAGUGCAGUAGAAACUAAUGCAGACAUGCUAAGAAUGCAUAAUAUAGGAGAGAGUGAGGCAGUUAUAUUAAAUCCAGAAAAAGGUAAGACUGAUGUGCUAAAUAUCCAAAAUACAGAAGAAAAUAAUGUAAAUAAGCUAAAUAUACAGAAUACGAAAGGAAUUUAUGCCAAUAUGCAGUAUACAGAAGGAAUUGAUAAAAAUAUGCAAGAUACAGGAGGGAAUGUAAAUAUGCAGAAUACAGAGGAAAAUAAUAUGAAUAAACAAAAUGACAAUACUAGCUGCGACUCUUUGUUAAAUUUUUCACAAGUUACCCAAUGUUUAUAUUCAGAAAGGAUUGAUAAAGACGUGUUCAAGAGGAAGGAUACAGAAGGAAGUAAUGCCAAUUUCCAGAAUACAGAAGAAAGUAAUAGGAAUAAUAUGCUUAAUAAGCAUGAUGAAAAGGCAGAAAUGGAAAAUUUAGAAGAAAGUGAUGCAAACAUACAGUAUAUGGAAGGAAGUAAUGUAGAUAUCCUAAAUGUGCAAAAUACAGAAGGUAAUGCAAAUUUCAAAGAUAUAAAAGAAAGUAGUGGAAUUAUGCCAAAUACAGGAGGAGGUAAUACAAAUAUGCGGGAUACAGGAAAAAAUGAUGUGAAUAUGCAGAAUAUAAAAGGAAGUUACGGAAAUAUGUUAAAUAAAGAAGAAAGUGAUAAAUAUAUGAGAGAGAGUAAAGAAGAUACCAGCUGGGACCCUCGGUCAAGUUUUUUACAAGAAGUAUCACAAUUUGUAUAUACAAAAGAAAGUGAUAAAGACAUGAAUGAACAAAAUGAAGGUAUUAACUGUGACUCUUGGUCAAGUCUUUUAAAAGAAGUUUCACAAUUUGUAUGUGUUGUAAACUCUUCAUGUAACAAUAUAAAAUUUGAAGCUCCACUUGAAAAGAAUAUUGAACAAACAGAAGAAACUGAAACUAAAAAUGUUAAUACAUUUUAUGUUGGUGAAAUUGACUCUACUAAGUUAUUAGUUGAUAUUAAAAUAACAGCAGAUGAAGUAAUUCCUUUGUUGAGCGAAUUUUUUUCUAAAAAGGAAUUUAAUCAGGAGGAUUUUGAUAUCCAGCCCUUGGAAAAUUUUCUGAAGCAACUGAAAUGCACCAGAAUCAGCAACACAGAUAGCAAUAGUAUUGAUUCUUUUUUAUUUGGAAUCAAAAAACUUUGUGAACCAACAGAAGGUAUAGAUGUAUAUUGAAUAUAAAUUAUAGAAAAUUAGUUACUAUUUUUAAAUGUUAUUAAGAUUAUUCCACAUUCUCCUUCCUGUAAAUUUUUUAUAAUUUACAGUAAAGGUAUCUUCUAUUUGUUAACGAUUGAUUAAAGAUGAUUCAAUUUACUAAACUACUCAUGGAUUUAUAUCCCAAGAAUUUAACAAAUAUUUAUUUUAUGCAAAGACAUUACAUAUGAUUAUUACAAGGUACCUAAUAAAUGAGCUACCCUUAUGGGAUAUUUACAUGAACAAAGUGAUAUUUAAAAAGAUACUUGGGAAAGCAAACAAAAAUAAUUAGUACUUUAUACAUAUUUAUUAUCAAUCAGUUUCUGCCAUUUAGAUUCUUGUACUGUGAAUGUUUUGCUAUGUUUUAUAUGAAAUAUUGUUAAUAAAGUUAUUUGCAAUUCU